ACACCGCCGCAGCCCUCGGAAGCAGCAUCAUCAGCAGCAUAAAAGAGCAGCACAGCAGAAGAGUGAAGCGCCAAACAGCCAGUCCGGAUUGAAGCUCUAUACUGAUAGCGCACACCCAGCAGAGGUUCAAGUGUGUUAUCAGUUGAGACAAGAAAGAGUGCUGCUUCCUGUCUGGUAUAUUUCCAUUUCAAUAAAUCAAAUCGCCGUUGAUUUUGAACUAUCGACCGCAAUUCCAGCAAAAAAAAAAGUGUGUCAGGAAAAAUCUGCAAUUCUAACUAGUGCCGAAAAUAGCAGUUUGAAACAGAAAUCGUCGUAUCGACGCGUGAGUUAACGAAACGAGGAAAUACGGUUCAUCAACUCACACACAGAGACGAUGCAGCAGAGAAGGAUCAUUUUCGGCGCUUUCGUCAUCUUCACCAUUGCAGUACUGUCCUACUACACUCACGCUUGCGAGCUCGAUCAAACUCAGCACGGCUGCCGGAUAGACAACGGUCAAUGCACGUGCGCCUUCGGAUGCAAAUCGGAAUUUCGAUACGCCACUCGUAAAGAAUGUCAAGAUGCGCUAAAGGGCCGCUCAGGUGACAUAUGCAGCAGGGCACCAUGCAUGAACGGAGGAUCGUGUACGCAGGUUACCGCAAUGCCACAGUACAAGUGCCGUUGCGAAGGAACAGGCUACUGGGGUAACCGCUGUCAGCGAUUGUGUCCGAGACCAGAGCAGGUAACAGCUGGAACCAAAUUCCCACAUGAAUGUGUAGUUAUCUAACACCAGAGAUCUAAGGUUUGCUAGAGGAUGACAUUUAUCGGCUAGGUAUUUAACAUAGCAGAUCAUUUCCUUGGAAGUACUUUACAUCACAACACUACUCAAACGCAUUUGGUUCUGUAUUACGAGAUGAACUGUAAAUGAUCCAGACUUCAUUCAAAUAAAAUAAAGAUGAA
This is a messenger RNA of Sabethes cyaneus, 936 nucleotides long. Its product is annotated as notch homolog 2 N-terminal-like protein A. Bases 374 to 763 code for a protein of 129 amino acids. The transcript has 4 exons. The record is from RefSeq and is a predicted model, not a curated record. Lineage: Eukaryota; Metazoa; Arthropoda; Insecta; Diptera; Culicidae.